GCACUUCCGUUGAAAAUUCUUCUUCCGGUUAUUGUGUUGAUCGAAGCCCGAAGCCUCAGUUGAUAGCCUAGAUCUAUUUGUGCUCAAAGCAGGUUGACUGGCAAGUCAACAUGUCUGAUUUUGUGGACAAUGAAGCAGAGGAAUCUGACUUGUCUUCAGAGGAAGGCGAACUCUCAGAUGGAGAACUUCGUCCAGUGAAAAAAGGAAAGAAAGAGAAAGAGAAACCUAAAAAGAAGAAGGCAAUACAAAUAUCUGAUGAUGAGGAAGAAGAGGAUGAAGACGAAGCUGCCAUUGCUGAAGAAAUGAAAGAUUUCAUCAAUGAAGAUGUGGAAGAAGACGCGGAGGAAGAAGAGGAAGGAGAAGGGAGUGACCAAGACGAAAAGAAGAGGAAAAAGCAUCAUCGUUCUGACGACGAGGACGACGACCAGCUGGAUGAUGAGGACUUUGAUUUGAUUGACGAUAACCUGGGCAUCAAAAUCAACAGGAAGAUGGCUCAUAAGAGAAAGAGAAUCAAGAUGAUGUCAGACGAUGAAGACAGUGACAAGGAAGAGGAUGGACAAGCUGAUGAUGGCAAACACGCCAUAGAAGAACAGUUGUUUGAUGAAGAUGACGCGGAGGAUGGAGAGGGGCCUGCUGCAUCAGUGCGGGAUGAACAAGAGGUCACGCAACCGCAAGAUUUUGACUCGGAGGAGGAAUCCGAUGUGGAUGAUUUCAUCGUGGACGAGGAAGGCAAUUCUAUCAGUAAAGGCAAGAAGAAGAAGAAGCACAAGAUCCACAGCGAUGCUGCUCUUCAAGAGGCACAGGAAAUCUUUGGUGUUGAUUUUGACUUUGCUGAAUUUGACAAGUAUGAUGAAGACGAGGAGGACUUUGAGGAAGAAGAUGAGUAUGAGGAGGAUGAGGAGGGAGAAGAUGGCGAGACUCGACGUUCAAAGAAAGGCAAAAAGAAGGCGACAAAGAAAAGCAUUUUUGAUGUUUUUGAGCCCAGCGAGUUGGAGACGGGGCAUUUCACAGACGCUGACAAUGUUAUCCGUUCGGCAGAUCUCCCAGAAAGAUUUCAGUUAAGACGUGUUCCUGUGAAGUCAGCUGCUGAUGCAGAACUUGAAGAAGAAGCAAAAUGGAUUUACAAGCAAGCCUUUGCCACACCUUGUAUUUCGCAGCAGUCCUACCUGGACAUGGACCACAUGGGCGCCACCAACAACUUCAGCCGCCGCGCUCCCAACAUGAUGACCAGCAAGAUCAAGCAGGCUCUUGAUUUCAUGCGCAACCAGGGCUUAGAGGUUCCGUUCAUUGCUUUCUACCGUAAAGAAUAUGUGGAACCAGAGCUGAACAUAAAUGACUUGUGGAGAGUCUACCAUUGGGAUGAAAAGUGGAUGCAGCUUUGCACUCGUCGCAGCAACCUGACUCGUCUCCACGAGAAGAUGAAGGAUUAUCUGUACGAGCAGUACUCCGACCCGGACAAACCCGCUGUUCUCUUCAGACCCAUCUCUGAGGAAGAGAUUGAAAGGGUGAAGAAUGUUCAGACUCCGGAGGAGCUCCGAGAUGUCUACCAGAACUUUCUGCUUUACUAUGGCCACGAGAUUCCCAACAUGCGCAACAAUGAACAGAACCAGCCCAGGGAAGAGGGCGAAGCUGAACGCGAGCCUAAGGCGAAGGGCAACUCUGUGAAGCAGGCCAGUAGACGCAGUGGCUACUCCAUCUGCCUUGGUGCCAAGUUGGAUGAAAUCACUCGCCAGUUCGGUCUUAAGCCGCAUGAGUUUGGCGAGAACAUCCGCGACAACUACCAGCGUCAUGACGUCAGUCAGUGUCCCCUGGAGCCCCUGGAGCUGGCUAAGGAUUAUGUGUGCCCCCAAUUCCCAAGUGAGGAGGACGUCCUAAAGGGCUGUCAGCACAUGGUGGCCAUGCAGCUGUCGCAGGACCCCCUGGUGCGGCAGAGCGUGCGCACCGCAUUUCAGGAAAGGGCAAAGAUCCGGGUGCAGUCCACAAAGAAAGGCCUGAAGGUGAUUGACGAAAGCCACAAUUGUUUUACUGUGAAGUACCUGAGAGGGAAGCCGGUGAAAGAUCUCAAAGAUGACCAGUAUCUCAAGCUGAACAAUGCUGAGGAGGAGGGUCUGAUCACUAUCUCCGUCAAGAUGGACGAAGAGGAGGAGCAGGGGGGCACCAUCUCCACCUAUUUCGAGGAGAUUCGCCAACUGUACUACAGGGAUGAGUUCAGCCACCUGGUCCAGCAGUGGAACACUCAGCGCUCAGAGGCUCUGAAGCGAGCUCUCUACAAAAUCCUUUACCCUCAGAUGGAGAAAGAGCUCAGAGCUAAACUGCUGCAAGAGGCCAAAGAGGGGGUCCUCAAGGCAUGCGCUCGCAAGCUGUACAACUGGCUGAAGGUGGCUCCCUAUCAGAUGGACCAGCAGCUGGAGGACGAGUUUGACGAGGCCAACAACGAGGACGGCCUCAAAGUGCUCGGCAUUGCCUUCUCCACCAGCAUGGACACCCCGGCUUUUGGUGCCCUAAUCGACGGCGACGCCUCAGUGAUGGAAUUUAUCCGUUUGGAGAAUAUCACUAAAAGGAAGAAUGCGUGGCGAGAGCUGGACAAAAAGGGCAAGGAGAAAGAUAUUGAGAAGCUGAAGGAGUUUAUAGCAGAAAAGAAGCCUCACGUGAUUGCAGUCACUUCAGAGUCCAGACAAGCUCUGAUGAUCAUCGACGACAUCAAAGCCAUCAUCAGCGAGCUGGAGAUGGAGCAGCAGAUGCCGGCCAUCAACGUGGAGCUGGUGGACAAUGAGCUGGCUAUGAUCUUUGAGAACACCAAACGGGCUGAGACCGAGUUCCGCGAGUACCCAGCCCCUCUGCGUCACGCCAUCUCUAUUGCCCGCCGGCUUCAAGAUCCCCUGCUGGAGUUUGCCCAGCUGUGUAACGGUGAAGAGGAUAUCUUGUGUAUGCGUUACCAUACUCUGCAGGACUCCCUCCCGAAAGAAGAGCUGCUGGAAUCUCUGUACCUGGAGUUUGUCAACCGCGUCAACGAAGUGGGUGUAGACAUCAACCAGGUGUUGUCUUUCCCCUACACCGCCCCGCUCCUACAGUUUGUCUGUGGUCUCGGACCCCGAAAGUCAGCACAACUCAUCAAGACCCUGAAGCAGAACAACAGCCGUUUGGAGAACCGAACCCAGCUGGUGCAGCUGUGUCACAUGGGACCCAAGGUGUUCAUCAACUGUGGAGGGUUCAUCACAAUCGACACAAAUCAGCUCGGAGACACGUCGGAGGUGUUUGUGGACGUGCUGGACGGCUCCCGCGUGCACCCCGAGGCCUACGAGUGGGCGCGUAAGAUGGCAGUGGACGCCCUCGAGUACGAUGACACGGCGGAGGAUGCGAACCCUGCCUCGGCGCUGGAGGAGAUUUUGGAGAGUCCCGAGAGGCUGAAAGACCUUGACCUUGACGCCUUCGCUGAGGAGCUGGAGAGACAAGGUUAUGGUGACAAGCACAUCACAUUGUACGACAUUCGUGCUGAGCUGAAUCACCGCUACAAAGAUCUGCGUACUCCGUACCGCUCUCCUUCGCUGGAGGAGCGGUUUAACAUGCUGACUAAAGAGACUCCCGAGACUUUUUAUGUUGGCAAGAUGGUGCUGGUCCGUGUUACGGGCAUCGCGCACAAGCGCCCUCAGGGCGAUCAGCUGGACCAGGCCAAUCCCGUGAGAGACGAGGUGUCCGGCCUGUGGCAGUGUCCCUUCUGUCACUCCAACCAGUUCCCAGAGCUUAGUGAUGUGUGGAGCCAUUUUGACGGUGGAAAUUGUCCUGGGGCUGCAGUGGGUGUCAAGUGUCGCCUGGACAGCGGGGUCACAGGGUUCAUCCACACAAAGAACAUCAGCGACAAAAUGAUCCGGGACCCAGAAGAGCGGGUGCAGAUUGGAAUGACCAUCCACUCUCGCAUCACCAAAAUUGAUAUUGAACGAUUCCAAGUGGAGCUAACCUCCAAGUCGUCAGACCUUUCCGACAAAGAUGGGCUCUGGAGGCCACAGAAAGACGUGUAUUAUGACUACGACCAGGAGAAACUAGACAUUGACAAAGAAAAUGACAAGAAAAAGCUGCAGGCCAGACAGACAUACAUCAAGCGUGUGAUUGCCCACCCUUACUUCCACAAUGUGAGCUACAAGGAGUGUGAGAAACUUUUGGCAAACAUGGACCAGGGUGAUGUCAUCGUGCGGCCCAGUAGCAAGGGUUCUGACCAUUUGACAGCAACGUGGAAAGUGGCCGAUGGGAUCCUGCAGCAUGUGGACAUCAGAGAGGAGGGCAAAGAGAACGCUUUCAGCUUGGGUAGAUGUCUGUGGAUAGGGACAGAGGAAUAUGAGGACCUGGAUGAAAUCAUCGCUCGUCACAUCCAGCCCAUGGCAGCCACGGUACGAGACCUCAUGGCCUUCAAGUAUUACAGAGACUCGGAAGGAGGGAAGCGGGAGAUUCUGGACAAACUACUGGCCGAGGAGAAGAAAAAGACUGGUUUCAGGAUCCCGUAUUUAAUGAGUGCCUCCCGUCAGUACCCUGGCAAGUUCCUGUUGUCGUACAUGCCUCGGAACGUCCCGCGCCACGAGUACGUGUCUGUCACCCCCGAUGGCAUGCGCUACCGCCUGCAGAUGUUCAGCUCCGUCAACUCGCUGAUCCGAUGGUUUAAGGAGCAUUUCCGUGACCCGAUUCCAGGCACCCCGGCGGGCAGAACUCCAGCCAUGUCCACGUACACCACUCCAGGCCAACAGAUGCAGACCCCUGGCAGAACCCCAGUGGGUCGCACACCGAUGGGAAUGUCCAGCGGCAUGUACGGUCACCACAGUACCACACCGCGCGGUGCACCCUCGGCCACACCGCAGAUGGGUGGACGGUCGGCGUAUGGGGGUUUUGGCUCCAGCAUGCCGUAUCAGCCUGGAGUGACGCCAAUGAUGAACUCCAUGAUGACACCGUCGUCCUCCUACCAGCAGUCUGGCACCGGUCACAUGACCACGCCGGGCGCCAGCGGACAAAUGGGAACAGCCACGCCCUCUUACCAACCGACCCCACGCAGCAUGGGAGGACAGGGCGCCCCAUGGCCCGGUGCUACGCCUCGCACCCCAGCCUCGCGCACGCCCCGCAUGGGCCAGCAGACUCCAUCCGGCCACCACCACCACCAUCAACAGCAGCAGCGCACGCCCAGGCAGAGCAGCGGUCCGACCACUUCCAGUGGAGAUAUGGACUGGGCUCGGGCUGCGGAACUCUGGGCCAACAGGAAGAAGAACAAGUCUCCGCGAGCUUCCCCACGGCCGUCGCCUCUCCCCAGUCCGGCCCGCAGGGGUCUCGAAUCUCCUUUCACGACGGGGAGUAACGCGGGGGGCGCUUCACCGCAAGGUGACGGCACUCCGCUCAUUGAUGAGAGGUAGCCAGAGGGACGGAUGCUCUCUGGCAGUAUCUCAAUGCUUGUUUACUUGUACAUAAAGGGGCGAAAGAAAAAGUCCACUGGACUUGUGUGACUGACUGCCUUGAACUCUGCUUUGUAUGGUAGGGGCCGAGUCUCUGGCUUGCAUUCCUAUGUAUGGACAUCGAGUUCCAAUGAACCUUUUUCACUGGAGCAUUCAUGAUACGAACGUUGGAAUGACACAAAAGUCUGUAAUAGUGAAGAGACAAACAGUUAUUUCUAGCUCAUCCAAACUUCACAUGUGUUAUAUUUGUUUUAAUUGAUCUGGAAUUAGUGUGGAAGUGAUUCUUUGAUUUAAUAUAACAGUGAGGUUAAGUGUGAAUGCUAGUCUGAACUUCUAACUAGCUAGCACCAGAUAGGAUGUAUAGGUGUC
Aplysia californica (California sea hare) is the source of this 5795-nucleotide messenger RNA. RefSeq names its product transcription elongation factor SPT6. The coding region runs from base 111 to 5387 and encodes 1758 amino acids. Gene Ontology annotation, cellular component: transcription elongation factor complex. The record is from RefSeq and is a predicted model, not a curated record. Lineage: Eukaryota; Metazoa; Mollusca; Gastropoda; Aplysiida; Aplysiidae. The transcript has 39 exons. Gene Ontology annotation, biological process: transcription elongation-coupled chromatin remodeling; transcription elongation by RNA polymerase II; nucleosome organization. Gene Ontology annotation, molecular function: DNA binding; nucleosome binding; histone binding.